Molecule: messenger RNA, 543 nt
Organism: Naegleria fowleri
Lineage: Eukaryota; Heterolobosea; Eutetramitea; Acrasida; Naegleriidae
Exons: 1
Coding region: 1-543 (180 amino acids)
Biological process (GO): positive regulation of transcription initiation by RNA polymerase II
Molecular function (GO): transcription coactivator activity; DNA binding
Source: RefSeq, a predicted model, not a curated record
AUGCCCAAAGAUUCCUCUCAACAACAAUCAUCGACUCCUCCAACGAUCGUGAGUGAACAAAUUCUGCGAAAGAAAGUUCGUCAAAUUGUCAAAGAACAAGAUGAUGAACAUCAAGUGUCGAUGAAAGCAGUACGAGAAAAAUUAGAGGAUGAUUUAGGAGUUUCUCUUUCGUCACAAAAAGAUGUAUUAAAGAAAAUUCUACAAGAAGAAAUAGACCAAAAGGAAGAAGAAGAAGAAGAAGAAAAAAAGAGAACUCACUCCGAAGUGGCACCAUCAACUAGUUCCGACGAACCAGUCACUAAGAAAUCAAAACAAGAAACAUCAGCUCCAAAAUAUGUAAAAGCAGAUAAUGGAGAUUAUGUCAUUAUGUUUACAGGAAAAAAGAGAAUUACAGUGAAUACAUAUAGAAGACAGAAAUAUGUUCAUAUUCGAGAAUAUUAUGAAGAUAAGCCUACAAAAAAGGGUAUUGCUAUGAGUCAGGAUGAAUGGGACAAGUUUAAAGAAUAUAUUGAUACCAUUGAUGAGAUGAUGCGAUUAGCCUAA